Molecule: messenger RNA, 881 nt
Organism: Carassius gibelio (silver crucian carp)
Lineage: Eukaryota; Metazoa; Chordata; Actinopteri; Cypriniformes; Cyprinidae
Product: transcription factor BTF3 homolog 4
Exons: 6
Coding region: 114-590 (158 amino acids)
Source: RefSeq, a predicted model, not a curated record
CGCGCUUAAAACAACAAAAACAACGUGACGUUUUUAGUCUUUUAGUCUGACUACUUCCGCCUUGUGCUUUCAACGCAUGUUUCUCUGAGCAGCUGUGUUUAUCAGAAGUCAGUAUGAACCAGGAGAAAUUGGCUAAACUUCAAGCCCAGGUCCGGAUAGGGGGCAAGGGAACGGCGCGCAGGAAGAAGAAGGUGGUGCACAGAACAGCAACAGCUGAUGACAAGAAACUUCAAAGUUCGUUAAAGAAGCUUGCAGUCAAUAACAUAGCUGGCAUUGAAGAGGUGAAUAUGAUUAAAGAUGAUGGCACAGUCAUUCACUUCAAUAACCCCAAAGUGCAGGCGUCUCUCUCUGCCAAUACGUUCGCCAUCACAGGCCACGCAGAGACCAAACAGCUUACAGAAAUGCUCCCGGGAAUCCUCAGUCAACUUGGCGCUGACAGUCUCACAAGUCUGCGCAAACUCGCCGAGCAGUUUCCCAGACAGGUUCUGGACAACAAAGCUCCGAAAGCUGAAGAUAUCGAUGAAGAAGAUGAUGAUGUCCCGGAUCUCGUAGAGAACUUCGACGAGGCAUCAAAGAACGAGGCAAACUGAGCACCUUCAGUAAAUGCUGUUCAGAAGUCUCCUGCAGUGUUUUUAAAUCAGUCACAGACAUAUCAUUUCAACACUAUUCAAUGAAACAAGAGACUUUUAUAUCAUAAAUUGGCCAUUCCUGACCCUUCUCCUGCAUUUAUACAGAACGACGGACAGUUAAUUGAAUGCUCAGUGGUUCUAAAUCUUAUCAUGUUGCUAGUUGAAAUGCUAGUUUUGACGGCGAUGGUUAUAAAAAUAAGUCUUAAUUCUUUUUUUUCUGUUUAUUAAAUAAAGAUAAAGCUCAUAAAACUA